Messenger RNA from Lotus japonicus, 465 nucleotides. RefSeq lists its product as uncharacterized. Gene Ontology annotation, molecular function: nucleic acid binding; RNA-DNA hybrid ribonuclease activity. The record is from RefSeq and is a predicted model, not a curated record. The transcript has a single exon. NCBI's taxonomy places the organism in Eukaryota, Viridiplantae, Streptophyta, Magnoliopsida, Fabales, Fabaceae. Bases 1 to 465 code for a protein of 154 amino acids.
AUGGCUCGCGUUACUGUCGAUGGAAGCUGGAAUCCAGAGACUUCGCGUAUGGGCUGUAGCAUGUACGUGUUUGAUGUUGCGGACCGGUGGUUAUUGGGAGCUUCUGAAAGCCAUGGUGCGGGUGAUGCUUUCCUUGCAGAGCUGUUAGCAGUGGAACUUGGUUUACAGGCUUGUUGGGAUAUGGGACUGCGACAAGUCAUGUGCUGCACAGAUUGCUCUAUGGUGGUGGAAGUCAUGCAGGUUGAUGCCAGCGUUGGUCAGUUUUGGGCUCGCGAUGUUAUUCGCCGUGUUCAAGGUUUGCUCCGUCGAGAUUGGCGGGUGGUUAUGCAGCUCAUUCCUCGUGAGAAGAAUUCUGCAGCAGACUCGUUAGCACGACAAGCUUCCCGGGAAGCUUCUCCUAGAUGCUACUGGCGACAUCCACCUGUUGGUGUUAGUGCUUUACUGAUGCAAGAUGCUAUAGCGUAG